CCGUAGCCCACAAGUUCAACUUGUAAUACCUCGUAUACUGAAUCGCAUCUUCAACCACCUCUUGAAAUCAGAAACCAAAUAUCUCUGGGUCCUGAAACGGACAUCUCCCCAUCUAGGCCCGGAACUCGCAGCACCGGUGGGGCGGAAUUCUUUAACGACCAUCGACCGCACAUUUUGACGAAGGGAUAAGCACUGUCUUUGAAGCUGACACCAAGAGAUCCUGGCCCCCGUGCAGACGUAGCCGGCCAGGGCGCGAAUCAACAAGGACAGAGCCCUCGUUUACCCUGAAGCUAUCCAUUCGAGGUAGUAGGAGUCAUCUGGCUGCAUUGUACCUUGCUGCGAAAUGGCCUCCCAUGCACGCCCCGAAACUACGGGGACCGGGGAACCAAAGAUCACUCUUCACUGGCUUGAAGUCUCCCGGGCUCAUAGGAUCCUGUUCCUCUUCGAGGAGCUUGGAGUUCCAUAUCAACUCAAAACGUACAAACGGACCAAAGAACGACUCGCCCCGCCAGAGUUGAAGAACAUUCACCCCUUGGGUAAAUCUCCUGUUGUCACCAUUGAAACCUCAGGCUCGACCACGCCAGUUGUACUUGCAGAGUCCGCAGCGAUUGUAGAGUACUUUUGCGACUAUUAUGGAAAAAGCACCACUUUGGUUCCCACCAGGUAUCAAGAAGGUAAGGAUGGGAAAAUUGGAGGUGAAACGGAGUCCUGGUUACGCUACAGGAUGUUCAUGCACUAUGCUGAGGGCAGUCUCAUGCCACUUAUGCUGCUAUCGCUCAUCGUUGGAAGUAUCAGGAAUGCUCCCGUUCCAUUCUUCAUCAAGCCGAUCACAAACAGUGUUGCUGGCAAGGUUGAAUCAUCCUUUCUGCAAAGAAACAUGAAGAACCAUUACGACUUUCUUGAAUCCCAACUCGCAACAUCCCCGGACGCGGGAGACUACCUCUGUGGGAAAGACGCCACGGCGGCGGACAUUAUGCUUUCAUUCCCACUUGAAGCUGGUCAAUCUAGGUCAGGAUUCACGCAAAGUCAAUAUCCCAGGGUCUGGGCAUACAUCGAGCGACUUCAUGAAAGAGAUGCAUACAAGCGUGCGGUCGCGAAGAUUGUGGAAAUCGAGGGCGACUUCAAGACCACCCUUUGA
This is a messenger RNA of Cladophialophora immunda, 1138 nucleotides long. RefSeq lists its product as uncharacterized. The transcript has 3 exons. The record is from RefSeq and is a predicted model, not a curated record. The coding region runs from base 344 to 1138 and encodes 264 amino acids. NCBI's taxonomy places the organism in Eukaryota, Fungi, Ascomycota, Eurotiomycetes, Chaetothyriales, Herpotrichiellaceae.